Molecule: messenger RNA, 621 nt
Organism: Orycteropus afer afer
Lineage: Eukaryota; Metazoa; Chordata; Mammalia; Tubulidentata; Orycteropodidae
Source: RefSeq, a predicted model, not a curated record
AUGCCCCGAGUCUGUCAAAGAAACGGGCGCUGUGAGGCCAUCCGCAUGCUGCUGGCUGACCAGGGCCAGAGCUGGAAGGAGGAGGUGGUGACCAAAGAGGACUGGCUGCAGGGCCCCCUCAAGGCCUCCUGUCUGUACGGGCAGCUCCCCAAGUUCCUGGAUGGAGACCUUACGCUGUACCAGUCCAACACCAUCCUGCGGCACCUGGGCCGCUCCCUCGGGCUGUAUGGCAAGGAUUCACGGGCAGCGGCCCUGGUGGACAUGGUGAACGAUGGUGUGGAGGACCUGCGCCAGCGCUGCGGGCACCUCAUCCACCAUAACUACGAGGAGGGCAAGGCCCAGUAUGCCCAAGAGCUGCCCGGGCACCUGAAGCCCUUUGAGACCUUGCUGGCCCAGAACCAGGGGGGCCAGGCCUUCAUCGUGGGCGACCAGAUCUCGUUUGCUGACUACAGCCUGCUGGACAUCCUCAUGACCCAUCAGGUCCUGGUCCCUGGCUGCCUGGAUGCCCUGCCCCUGCUGUCGGCCUACGUGGCGCGGCUCAGCGCUCGGCCCAAGCUCAAGGCCUUCCUGGCCUCCCCGGAGCAUGUAAACCGUCCUGCCUUUGGAAGCCGGAAAAUAUGA